Molecule: messenger RNA, 2940 nt
Organism: Maniola jurtina (meadow brown)
Lineage: Eukaryota; Metazoa; Arthropoda; Insecta; Lepidoptera; Nymphalidae
Product: organic cation transporter protein-like
Exons: 5
Coding region: 278-1765 (495 amino acids)
Biological process (GO): transmembrane transport
Cellular component (GO): membrane
Molecular function (GO): transmembrane transporter activity
Source: RefSeq, a predicted model, not a curated record
UUAGCCGCAACAGUCGUACACUUACGAAUUGAAACUAUGAAGAUACCUCAGUAUUUGUGUAGUGCUUGCUUCGCCUUGACGAGAGACAUUUGUUUAUUUAUUUAGAAGGAUAGCGUGGCUUUUUUAAAAUAUCUUUUUUUUUCGUAAUUUAUGCUGCUUGUGUUUUGAAAUCGGGACCCUGAACUAAUUGAAUAUAUCAACACAACGUUAAUAAUGCUUCCGUCGUAAAGGCGUAUCCUACGCAUCAUCACGAACAACAAGAUCCCAUAGCGGCAUAAUGGUCCAGCGAAUACUAUCAGUACAGUCCACUCAAAUCAAAAAGGAGGAUGCCUUGGCGAAUUUGAUCGGACAAUUCGGCAAAUGGCAGUUGAUAGUGAUAGCGACGGUAUCGCUGGUGAAGCUGUCGUCAGGAUGGGUGCAAAUGGCGAUCAUAUUCCUGACCCCGAACCUGGUGUUCUGGUGCGCGCAGUUCGCGGGCAACUCGACGGCAGUGGGCGCGAACAUGACGUGCUACGCCGACUGCGCGACGUACGCGUACGACAGCGCGCCCUUCGAGAACACCAUCAUCACGCAGUGGGGGCUGGUGUGCGAGCGCACGUGGAUGGCGAGCUUCGCGCAGAUGGUGCUGCAGCUGGGCGUCUUGAUCGGCAGCGUCUUGUUCGGAUUCCUCUCCGACAGAUACGGCAGAAAGAACACAUUUCUAGUAUCAAUCACCGCUGUCAUAGCAACCGGAUUCGCCGUCUCGUUCCCUAAAGACUACAUCACCUUCACAGUCCUCAGAUUCUUCUUAGGAGUAGCAACUGCUGGAACUAUGGUCAUCUCUUUCGUCAUGGUUAUGGAAACGGUUGGGACGAAGUACAGAGAGUUAUGUGGUUGUCUCUUUCAAAUCCCGUUUAUGAUUGGGCAUAUAACGACACCGAUUUUCGCGUAUUACUAUAGAAGUUGGAAUACGUACAGCCUGGCUAUGGCGGUGCCCCCGUUGAUAUAUUUGGGCUACUUCUUCGUGCUGUCGGAGUCCCCGCGGUGGUUGGUGAGCGUGGGAAGAGUCGAGCAGGCGACCAAGAUUGUGACCAGAGCUGCGACCAUGAAUGGUCUACCCACUUCAAAAAUCGAGGAAACGUUAAAGAAGAUGUCUGAAGACAUAAAAGACAUAACCACUGCGGCGAAGUUGAACUACAGCGAUCUAUUCAAAGUUGACCUGCUCCUCAAAACUGUGGCUUCUUGCAUUAUUUGGAUGAUCUCCGGGUUCACGUACUUUGGCUUUAAUCAGUACGUUAGCCAGACCAGUUCGGAUCCUUUUCUCAUUGUGGCAAUUGUUGGGUCAAUCCAGAUACCAGCAAUUCUGAUUUCAGUAUGGCUACUGAAACAUAUUGGACGCAAAGCCGCGGUCGUCACAUUUUUGGCUUUAGGCGGCCUUUGCGUCCUUACUUUAGGAGUGGUACCUGACACAUUCUGGAUCACUCUAACAUUAGGAUGCAUUGGAGUCAGUUGCGUAUCCAUAGUGUGUACUUGCAUCUACAUUUAUACGUCAGAACUAUUUCCUACAGUUGUGAGGAACAUGGGCAUGGGAGCAUGUUCGACGAGCAUGCGCGUCGGAUCCAUGAUAGCGCCGUUCGUGGCGGAUCUGUCCAAGACGGUGCCGUGGAUGCCGACUGUCAUCUUUGGCCUGGCGCCGCUCGCGGGUGCGCUGGUCUGUCUGUUGCUGCCAGAGACUAAGGGCACAGCGUUGCCUGAUAGUAUGAAAGACCUUAAAGAUAGUGCGUAAUUUUGACAAAUGGGAGCUUAUCGUUGAUUAAUUUCCAGUUGCAUUAGAUUGGAAAAGUGCGUACUAGUAAGUACAGUGAAUGUAAAAUCAUAGCGUUGUGCGACAGUGCAAUGUAUCUACAUUAAUGCAAUUAAACCUAUAAAGCAAUAUAUCACUAGGACACCAAGGCGACGCCAGCGGUCGCGCUACCCUCGUGCCUUGAGCUUACAAACGAGAAACUAGAACAGACACCAGGAUCAUCAGUUUCAAAAUAAACGUCGAAGAUUUAACACUACUUUUAGUAUGACGUAAAAAAAGUUAAAUAAAAAUACUAUACUAUUCUAUUUUCUGACCAAAGAAACCUGACCGCCGCAAAUUGGUUGCGUAACCAAGCGUACACUACGUGAGGUACCCUCCAGUACACAAUUUGUCGGUCGCGUGAUUGGUUGCGUCACCAGUAGAAUCCUAGAGAGAUAAGGUGUUGCUCUAAGUGUAAGUAAUGAUUAAUACACUGGCUUGCACGUCAUUGACUUGGAUAUUAUGUAGGUACAAACACAACAGCUGAAUGACUUUAGGUAGGUACGUAAGAAAUUGUGAAUAUGCCUGUCAAGAUGCUACAGGAUAUUGUGAUUAAUAAGUUUAAGAUUUCGAUAAGUAAUUCUAUUGAUGUAUCUAACGCUCCAUCUAUACGCUCCGUCUUGCCUGCGCAGUUAAAAUUGCACAGCCAAGACCAAGAACUGCGCAGUCCAAUCUUUAGCAGUUUUGGAAUUGCACGGUCUUGCCGUCAACACUUAACUGCCCAAAGUGGCUUGUGCAGGUAAGCUCUCAGCUGAGACGGAGCGUGUAGCCGGAGCUUAAGGCUAAUUUUCAAAACAAACACCUAAUUAUUAGCUAUCAUCUUAAUAUUACGAGCUAUAAAAGACAGAGUGGAGAGAACUGUGAAUCUGUCUUCUAAUUAUAUUCAUAAGGCUUAACGUAUAUUGGAGUAGAUAAACAGAGUUCAAAUUAAUUUUGUAAUCAUUUUAGCGAUACUUAAUAGGAAAGACGCGGAGCUGCGCUUCAACUUGCCACAAUGUGCCUCGAGCCUAAGAAUUAUUACUAGGAUACUUACUGUAUUAUUAAAAUAAUAUUUAGGAUAAGUUUUUGUGCUAAUAAUAAUAGUUUAAUGACUUUGAUAUUAAACGAUACAACAAUGA